GAGAGAGGAAGGGCACAGAAAGAGAUGUAUUGUUGACAUGUUAUAUAAAAGUAGGCUUAAACUAGACAGUUUUAGUAGAAAAUUAUGCGGUAAACAACGCUGUACUUUAAGCGGAAAACAAAACAGAAUUAUUGGUCGAGCAAUUUUAGAUUUAUUCCAGUUGAAUAUUAACUAAGAAAUACAGAGAGAAGGACAGAGAGAGAGAGAAAGUGAGAGCGAGACAGGAGAAAACUACAGUUUUCUUCCUGGUAAGGCUCUUUUCUAUGUAAAUUCCUUUUAGUGCCAUUUCUCUAGUCAGUGGUUAUUUUCGAAGUAAUUGUAACCUGAAAGGCAUAUCCUGUGACCACUCUGGCAAUUACAGUACUACUAUUGCUUAUUUGAAUAUCCCCCAGUUUUCUACUUUUCUGUCGAACAUGAAAGACGAAGAACUCAUCGUAUGGACUACGCCGUCCAUUCCUUCUUGGAAUCAUAUGUACAUGUUAGAAGCAAUGACUUUUAAAGUGUGUGUACGUUUGGAAUCGGACGCGUCACCCGACUCUGUCCGAGUACAGGCAUGGACAAACAUCUACCAAGCUGAAAACAGUGAAGGUUGUUGGCAUGGAAUAGAUUUGCCAUUUAUUCAACGUGAUACCGAACAAACAAGCGAAAGUGGCCGUAAUGGUAAAUCGUACCAUCAACUGAUAUAUGGCAAAUCCGUUCUUUUAACUGGCUUCGGAAUUUACCAAUUCACAUUUAGAGCUCGUUACAACACAGCGACCUCAGAAUGGAAAUGGAGGAAUGCAUAUCAAUCGGAUGGAGUAAUCAAUAUUUCUCCUCCUACCAUGGACAAAUGGACUCAGGGACCCGAUUUUGACCACAUUGUGGAUAAUGUUCACCUUGGUAAUUUUAUAGCUGCGACUAAAGCUGAAGAUCUUGGCUUCGAUGCGGUCUUAAAUGUGGCAGAUAAUCUAGAUCUUAUAUUAGAACCAGAUAGUAAACUGCUGUACAAGAAGGUUCCUAUGGCAGACGGUGCCCACAACCCGAUAGAAGACUGGAAAAUUAAGGAGGCGGUGGAAUGGUUGGCCUCACAUAAGUCAUAUAAAACAUUGGUUAACUGUCGGGCUGGCAUCGGUCGUGCAGGAUCCACCGUCGUUUCUUAUGUGUUCAAAACUAACCCUGACAUGUCUUACAAUGAUGCUUAUAAAUUUGUUUUCAACAGAAGGUUUAUUUACCCACACAAAGGAUUAAAAGAUACACUAAGUCAACUUUAUCCAAAGUAAAUAUUCAGUUUUAUAAACACCCGACCAAGCUAGUAACCUUUACACAAACAACCCGUUCAGUUUGUUGUUUACCUCAUUCAGCCUGGAAUGUGUGUCUGUGUAUGUGAUAAAUAUAUCGCAAUGUGUAUAUAUGAACGUGUAUAUAAUGUAUUUAUGUUUUUUUUAAAAUGCGUCUUAAAAUAAUCCAGUUUUAAGACUAUUUUUAUCAUUAAAAAUUAUAUUUUCUAGAAUUGAUUUUAUCCAUUGUUGAUCUCUUCAUGUUCUGGAACUAUAAUAAGAAAAAUAUUGAUAAUAUUAAUUAAUAUUAAUGAUUUUUUUUAAGCAAGUGUCAAAGAAAAACAACAAACCAAAAAAAAAAAAAACAGUAAGAUUGUUUUGGUUUGGGGAAAACUCUUUUUAUAUAUAUGUAUAUAUUUUAUACUUCAAACCUACUGCCACAACAAUAAACUGCAAAACUGCCAAGUUUGUUUGUGUUUAUUCCAAGACACAUUACUACACCUAUAUUCCUUCUCUUUACAUAUCUACCCCCCUCAUUCUUCUACUUUUACACCUGCUGUCCAUUAUUAAAUCACUAGACACCUGCUGUUAAUUAUAUCUCUGAACUGUCUUUAAAGAACGAUUUUUUUUCUUUUUUUAAUUCACUGUCUCCAUCCCAAGUAUUUUUUCGGGUAGAGAUAAACAUAUAUUGACCUUUUACACUUUUAUCUUAAAUUCUAGACUUAAAUUUUAAAUGAUAACCGUUUAGAAUUGUCUUGAUUCUAUCAUAAACAUUAUUUUUUUUA
This is a messenger RNA of Octopus bimaculoides (California two-spot octopus), 2041 nucleotides long. RefSeq lists its product as uncharacterized. The record is from RefSeq and is a predicted model, not a curated record. Lineage: Eukaryota; Metazoa; Mollusca; Cephalopoda; Octopoda; Octopodidae.